GCACAUCUGAGACAGCUACAUCAUAGCCCUAUGACGUAGCCAACCCUCCUCCACCCUCCACCACAUCCCAUCGAAACGGACAAAUCUCCCAAACGUCCUUCCCGUCCAAUGACCACCGCCUCGAUCCCAUCGAUCGCAGCAUCCUAUGAAACGCAUAAGGCUGCAUCUCCAGCUCCGCGGAUUGGUCGCGUUGCGUUGCGUAGUUGUGAGGUAGAGUGGGUAGGGCGAAAUCGAAUCGAAUGCACAUCAUCGGCGCCAGGGAUCUGCCUCCCUCGUUCCCUCGCUCCCGCCUGUCGUUGAGUACGAGUACUUACACGUGGAAGGUUAUGGAGGCAAAGCGAGUGGGUAUUGAUUUUCUCGAUCCUUGUGCGUGGGCAGACGUUGGGCGCCACAUGCGUGUGCCCAUCGGAGAUGCGUUGCGAUCCACGGUUCAACACCUAAUGGUUGUGGCCAAUGGGGAUGACGUUGGAAGAAUGCAACCAACUUGUGCUUUGCGUUCUCUGGAGGAAAGACCUCGUGCAUCGAAAUGUGUGUUGUACUCGCACGUACGAUGUAUCUCAUAUAUGCAAAAGGAAAAAGAACAAAGUGUUGACGUUUACUAUUUUGGCCUUUUUGCCUUUGUGAAUCCAUGCGCGUAUGUCGUUCCCUACCUCCUAAAUGACCGUACAUAUGUACGAGUAUUAGGUUUAUGCAAUCUAUGACAGUAGUUUAUCUUGCUCAUGCUGUCUUCAAUUUUCCUUUUUGCUUAGGCGAAAUAGCAGAACGGUGUAUGUUUGUCUGCGUUGUCUGUCUAGGUCUCUGUCAAGCGACACCAUUAUACCUCUAUUUUGUCUUUUCAAUUUAACAUGAG
Molecule: messenger RNA, 850 nt
Organism: Aaosphaeria arxii CBS 175.79
Lineage: Eukaryota; Fungi; Ascomycota; Dothideomycetes; Pleosporales
Exons: 1
Coding region: 240-701 (153 amino acids)
Source: RefSeq, a predicted model, not a curated record